Messenger RNA from Plasmodium berghei ANKA, 447 nucleotides. RefSeq names its product small heat shock protein, putative. Lineage: Eukaryota; Apicomplexa; Aconoidasida; Haemosporida; Plasmodiidae. The record is from RefSeq and is a predicted model, not a curated record. The transcript has a single exon. Bases 1 to 447 code for a protein of 148 amino acids.
AUGGGUUCAAUGAAUAGUCACAUGUUUAAUAAUGAUUUCUUUAGAAUAUUCCCCCCAUUUAGAGUGCACCAUUUUGGUUAUAAUUUUUCAUUUCCUAUGUAUGAUGACUUUUCUUAUGUGCAAAAUGAGACUACAUCUUUGAUUCUUCUCGAUAUGCGAUAUAAAGGAAAGGGAUAUGAUAUAAAAAUGUAUUUUCCUGGUAUAAGUAGGGAAAACCUUCGAGUAACCUUGUUUAGCGAUUGUUUGGAGGUUGUAUCAGAUUCUAAAAAGAUAAUAGAAAAGAUAGAUGAUUAUACUACACGUUAUGCUCAAGAAAAAAGAGAAUUAGCUCACAUUCAAGCUGUGCCUAUCCCCAGUAAUGUGCGUGUAAAAGAUAUUAGUGUAAAUUUAAAAGAUGGUGUAUUAAGAAUAUAUAUGCCUAAAAAAUAUGAGGUGUUCAAGAAAUAA